AUGGCGCUUCUUCAGCAGAAGGCGCUCGCGGACUAUGUCGAGCAGCAGGCUGCUUUCGAGGACUUUCUACGCAACUUUAAGUCGUCGACAUCGGAGACAGAGGCUGCGCUUGACGAUCUACAUCUUGACGGCGACAGCGAAGAAUACGACUUCAUGGACGACGUAGGAGACGGCGAUGGCACGCGAACACGGACGCGAGCAAGCCGACCAAAGACCAAGUACAUGAACAUGCUUCAAGAUGUUGCAGAUCGUGUCAAGUCGCAGGUGUUGAUCGAUCUGGACGACCUCGAGCUCUACGAGAAGAGCCUUGACGACGAUACCGCAUUAUCGCUAAAUCUGGUGUCGUCAAUCGUGCGGAACUGCCAUCAUUAUAUAGAGGUGCUAUCAAGAGCUGUUGACAAGGUCAUGCCAUCACCCAACACGGAGCCCAACUUUAAGGACGACGUGAUAGACAUUAUCAUGACACAACGGUCAAAACGAAACGAGACUGUGCGCCAGCAAAUGGAGGGUAACAUCGAAGGCGGGCUACCGGAAUCGAUCUUUCCACCAGAGCUCACGCGGCGGUAUACGCUGAACUUCAAGCCCAUUACGCCAUCCGGAUCAAGCAGCGAGAAAGGCAGCAAAGCGCUGGCUGUGCGACAGGUGCGAGGCGAACAUCUUGGCCAUCUAAUCACUGUCCGUGGCAUCACAACGAGAGUCUCCGAUGUGAAGCCCUCCGUGCAAGUCAACGCUUACUCUUGCGAUCGUUGCGGACACGAAAUUUUUCAACCUGUAACUACCAGGCAAUUUACGCCACUGGUAGAAUGUACAUCCGACGACUGCAUGAAGAACAACGCCAAAGGCCAACUCUUCCUGUCGACAAGAGCUUCGAAAUUCUUGCCGUUUCAAGAAGUCAAAAUCCAGGAGAUGGCUGAUCAGGUCCCGGUUGGACAUAUUCCACGGCAGCUUACAAUCCAUUGUAAUGGAGCACUUGCACGACAGAUCAACCCGGGUGAUGUUGUGGAUAUUGCUGGCAUCUUCAUGCCUACCCCAUACACCGGCUUCAAAGCGAUUAAAGCUGGGCUGCUCACGGACACUUACCUAGAGGCGCAGUAUGUGAACCAGCACAAGAAAGCCUAUGAUAGCAUGAUUCUUGCGCCUUCCACUAUCCUGCGCAUGACGGAGCUAGAGCAGUCGGGGCAGCUGUAUGAGUAUCUGAGUCGAUCAAUCGCGCCAGAAAUCUUCGGCCAUCUGGACGUAAAGAAGGCGCUUUUACUGCAGCUCAUUGGUGGCGUAUUCAAGGAGAUGGGUGAUGGCAUGCGCAUCCGUGGCGAUAUAAAUGUCUGCUUGAUGGGCGAUCCCGGUGUGGCCAAGUCGCAGUUGCUCAAGUACAUCACGAAGGUUGCGCCUCGAGGUGUCUAUACUACCGGCCGCGGUAGCAGUGGUGUGGGUCUGACAGCUGCUGUUAUGCGCGACCCGGUGACAGAUGAGAUGGUGCUGGAAGGCGGUGCGCUUGUGCUUGCAGACAACGGCACCUGCUGCAUUGAUGAGUUUGACAAGAUGGACGACAGUGACCGCACUGCAAUCCACGAAGUGAUGGAGCAGCAGACCAUCUCCAUCUCCAAGGCCGGAAUUACGACGACGCUCAAUGCUCGAACGUCAAUCCUGGCGGCAGCAAACCCGCUCUAUGGCCGAUACAACCCUCGAAUUUCACCCGUUGAAAAUAUAAACUUGCCGGCAGCGCUCCUGAGCAGAUUUGAUAUUCUUUUUCUGAUCCUCGAUACUCCGUCUCGGGAGACGGAUGAAGAGCUUGCCAGGCACGUUACCCACGUGCACAUCCACAACAAGCAUCCUGAACCGCAGGGCGCUGGCCACAUAUUUAGCCCCAAUGAAGUCCGACAAUGGGUCGCUCGAGCACGCUCUUUCCGGCCGGUGGUGACAAAGCAAGUCUCAGACUACCUUGUUGGCGCGUACGUCCGGCUGCGCCAGCAGCAAAAGCGCGACGAAGCCGGCAAGAAGACCUUCACGUAUACGUCUCCGCGAACCCUGCUCGGCAUUCUACGUAUCUCGCAAGCUCUGGCAAGAUUGCGCUUUGCGGAUGAAGUGAUCACCGAUGAUGUUGAUGAGGCCUUAAGACUCAUCGAGGUCAGCAAAGCCAGUUUGUACGACGAUAACAGAGACCGCAGAGGUGAUCAAUCCCCCAGCACCAAGAUCUUCAACCUCAUCCGAGGUAUGCGCGACAGCGGUGCCGCUGCGACUGGCGAAGGCCGCGGUGAGCUAGACAUGCGCAGGGUAAGGGAGCGAGUUCUGGCGAAAGGAUUCACGGUGCAGCAACUGGAAGCUUGUUUGGAUGAGUAUGCGGAUCUUGAUGUAAGCCUCGUAGCCAGCGAAUCCACCCAUGAACACUUGAUGCUGAUUGUCUUUAAUAGAUCUGGCAAACGGCUGGAGAAGGUACUCGCUUGGUUUUCAUUGAAGCCGGUGAUGAAGACCAAGACAUGGGGGACGAGGACUUCUGAUGAUGAUUGCGCAUGCACACUUUGCGUCGUUAUCGGAGCACGAGUUGCGCUACCGGAAAUCGUUCUGAGUCUGCCCAGCCGCUUGGAAGAAGAGGGCAGAUGUCUGUCAAAAUAA
Molecule: messenger RNA, 2610 nt
Organism: Baudoinia panamericana UAMH 10762
Lineage: Eukaryota; Fungi; Ascomycota; Dothideomycetes; Mycosphaerellales; Teratosphaeriaceae
Exons: 2
Coding region: 1-2610 (869 amino acids)
Biological process (GO): DNA replication; DNA replication initiation; double-strand break repair via break-induced replication
Cellular component (GO): nucleus; MCM complex
Molecular function (GO): single-stranded DNA helicase activity; ATP hydrolysis activity; ATP binding
Source: RefSeq, a predicted model, not a curated record